Molecule: messenger RNA, 3088 nt
Organism: Salpingoeca rosetta
Lineage: Eukaryota; Choanoflagellata; Craspedida; Salpingoecidae
Exons: 21
Coding region: 167-2974 (935 amino acids)
Biological process (GO): protein import into nucleus
Cellular component (GO): cytoplasm; nuclear membrane
Source: RefSeq, a predicted model, not a curated record
ACGAAAUUCACACACGAACAACGAACGAAUAACGGCAACAAGCAAGAAGCAAGGGAAGACAAGACAAGACGACAGUGAACGCCUGCUUCGACUGCUGCCUUGCUGUGAGCUGUGCUGUGUGUGUGUGUGUGUGCAGUCGAGUGUGCGUCUGUGGGAGUGGAGCAGGAUGGACUUGGAUGGCAUCGUGGGUGCCGUUCAGGCGUUUUACCACUCGGACGACCUGAAGCUACGCACACAGGCUGAGGAGUACCUGCAGGAGGUGCGAUCUGCACCCGACAGUAUGCACAUCGUGCCAUACCUGCUCGCCCCUCAAACGUCACCGGAGGUGCACUUCUUUGCCAUAUCCGUGCUGCAAGCCAAUGCCGCCACCAUCAAGUCCCAGAACCCAGAGGUCCUCGGGCACCUCCAGCAGCUUCUCCUCAACCUGAUCUUCGAGUUCUCGUCACUGGAGACGUUUGUGUAUCGAUCGCUGUGUGCGGUGAUGGCCACUGUCAUCUUCCGCAGCGUUCCAGAGAGCAUGCAAGGCGUCUUUGGCCAGAUUGUAGAAGACAUUAUGCCUCGAUCCCAGCUUGCGGGUCUCGAAUUCAUCAAAGCCUUCAUCCAAGAGGGAUGCAAGAUGAUACAGCAAAAGACAAUCACGCCAGCGUCCAUGCAAGAGCUCCAAGCGGCGCAACCAACCGCCCUUGCAGCCCUACAGACGGUGUUGUCCCAGAACAUGGAGGUUGCAGAUGUGUCGCUGGCUGUGACUGCGCUGCAGUCUCUCGCCGCGUGCAUUGAGACCGGCAUCGUGCCGCUCGCAGCGCUCAACGACCACCUCAACCUGACCCUCGCCUUCACGGGCAGCGAUGAGACCUUCUCUGCUGCCAUGGAGUGCUUGGUCGCGCUCGCUGGCCACCCAGGCCUUGAAGAUGAACCGGAAGCGCUGUCCGCUUUCGUUACGACUGUCCUCAGUCUGCGCGAAAUGUAUGACGCCUCUCUUGCGCAACAGGAUGACGAGAAGACGGAAUGGAUGUGCAAGCUUGUCACAGAACUCGUCGACGACAACAUUGACACGCUGCUGACGCUGGCGGAGGGCCCGGCGCUCUUUGAUCUCUUCAUCCACAUGACCGACCACCCCCUCCAGUUUGGGACGCAGGAGACGCAGUCUGAGCUGACGCUGAAGGUCUGGUAUCGCGUCCUGCAGGGAUUCGUCGAGCUCGAGCGAGAGACCCGGCACCGGACGCGUCGCGUGUAUCUUCCACACAUCAUGCAGCUGCUUCGAGUGCUGCAACGGAAGAUGAUGUACCCACCGGCCAUCGAAACGCUCAAUGAACACUACCAGGAGAGCAUCGAGAAAUACAGACACGAAGCUGGAAACGUGAUCAUGUUCAUCUCGUGCUUCACAACGUUGAAUUGCGUGCAGGUCCUGGCGGAGCUGCUUGAGGCCGGGCUGCGCGACGACAACUGGCUCUCUGUUGAGUCGUCAUUGACGUGCAUCUACCGCGCCGCCACAUUCUCGCCGGCCGCUGACGACGAGCACAUGCCCCGUAUUGUUGCCAUGCUCGAGUCCCUCCCGCCGAACAAGUUCAUCUCCAUCGCGAGUGUGCGCGUUGCUGGCGCGCUUGGGGCGUGGUUGCGCAACAGACCAGACCAAGUCACCACCAUGCUCGAUAUCAUUCUGAAGAAUCUUCUGACCGUGACGCCGCAGCCGCGGACAGGUGUUGUUUCCCGUGAUACCGGCGGCAACUGGACACCAGAUGCAAGACGAACGCUGCAGACGGAGGCUGACGCGGGCGCCGAAGCGUUUCGGGAUCUCUGCGAAGGAUGCGAUGAUCUCCUCCUCCCAUAUGUCAACAGCAUCAACCUUGCAUACAGGGAUGCUGCAAGUCAUGGUCUGAGCACUGAGAGCCGGGCGCUGGUGGCAGAGGGACUCGUCCUCAUCUCCCGCAAGACAAAUCUCGACCGCGCCGUCGAUCUGCUCCAGAACACACUGCAACGAGAACUGGAGGAGAUUGACAACUGUGCGUGCACAGCACAAGCAGCUCUCCAGCCGACACAACUCAAGUGUGCAGCGAGUGACAUUCGCGUGCUCGGCCACGCCAUUCGGUUUCUUCGUAUCAAAGAAGAGAGUCUGAGAUUACGGCAGUUGAUUUCCAAGGUGUCGGCGCUGAGUGUUCAGCUCAUUCUUCGCCAUUCAUCGGACGAGCCCCUCAUGCAGGCGCUGUGCGACAUGCUGAUGAACUGCAUGCGCGUGAAUGUUCACCUCCUCGACACCAACAUCGGCAUGCUUGCCCCUGCUGUCGGCUCGGGGUUUGUUGAGUCGCAGCACGCGUGCUUGGUGGAUCUGCUCACCAGCAGCAUCAGCGUGUACGGGCGUGACGAGGCGCACACAGCCAUGUUUCUGGAUGUGUUUCGCAAGGUCCACGGCGGCGUUGUUGGUUGGUUUGAGGCCGGACAACACGUGGAGAGCCCAGAUGCAACAGCAGGGUACUUUCGCCUCGUGUGCCGCAUGCUGCGCACGCUUGGCGAAGAUGUGUUUCUGAGCGAGGCUGCGCUGAGCAGGCCCGUGCCGCUGGUGCUGACAAUGACGCAGUGGUCGAUAGCGGCGCUGAUGCUGCAGGAGCCACACGUGGUGAAGCAGGCAUGCAACGCCAUUGUGGAGCUGCUGCGUAUGCUCGCCAAGUCGCCCGCCGCGGCCGAAGACAUCUUGGGGGAGAAGGGCGUGGGCCACAUAUGCGUGGAGACAUGCAUGCAGUCCAUGUGCACAUCUGCGCCGGCCAUCUGUGUCCCGGAUAUUGCGCGGUGUAUCGGCACCUUCCAGCUGAACUUCUCGACGAUCCUGCAACAGGUGCUGCCGGCGAUUGUGGCCGCUCUGCCCGUCAGCGUGCGAGAGGACGUCAAGGAGUCGUUACUCCAACAGAUGUUUCAACUUGACAGCAUCGGACAGCUCACCUCCCUCCUCAAGUCGUUCUCUGCCAUGUGCCGUGCCGUGUAGUUAAAUGCGUGGGUUCAAAUUGAUCCCGCUGCCGUUCGCCAUCCCACGACAUAUCGCUAUCAUAGCUCGUGUGUGUGUGUGUGUGUGUGUGUGUGUGUGUGUGUGUGUGUGUGU